Fonsecaea multimorphosa CBS 102226 is the source of this 843-nucleotide messenger RNA. RefSeq lists its product as uncharacterized. NCBI's taxonomy places the organism in Eukaryota, Fungi, Ascomycota, Eurotiomycetes, Chaetothyriales, Herpotrichiellaceae. Bases 1 to 843 code for a protein of 280 amino acids. The transcript has a single exon. The record is from RefSeq and is a predicted model, not a curated record. Gene Ontology annotation, molecular function: nucleoside triphosphate diphosphatase activity.
AUGUCUAAAUCCCAGAAAAACGACGUCCCAACAGACAACCCUCCUUCCUACGACGCUCUCUCCAUCCCGGCUCCGACAGGAGUGCAAGCAGGCACAGCACCUCCGCCCGGACGGCGCCCCCUCCGCCCUCCGCCACCGUUAGAACUCCCCGCCCUUAACCUUCUGCGAAAUAAGCGCACCAUUCUCGCCUCCCAAUCGCCUCGCCGGAAACAGCUCCUUGCCCAGAUCGGACUACAUAACGUCGAGAUAAUCCCUUCGAAAUUUGAAGAGAACCUGCCCAAGACACUGUCCCCGUUCGAGUAUGUCCUGGCGACUGCGACACAAAAGGCACUGGCUGUUUAUAAGCAGGAGGUGAACAAUGAAGAAAAGGGGGAGCCUGGAUUGAUUCUUGCAGCGGACACGAUUGUUGUGAGUUCGCUGGGAGAAAUAUUGGAGAAACCCACGAGUGAGGCACAUCACAUCGCCAUGUUAAAGGGCCUGAGGGAUUCGAGGGUGCAUAAGGUCUACACCGCCGUAUGCGUGGUUACUCCCCUUGAAAGCGCAAGAGAUCCCGGCUAUGCCAUCGAGACCGCCACGGAAGAAACUACCGUGAAAUUCGACUCUGAGGUCACAGACGAAUUGCUUCUGGCAUAUGUAAGGACCAGGGAAGGGGCGGAUAAAGCGGGCGGAUACGGGAUACAAGGGACCGGGGCGAUUCUGGUGGAGAGGAUAGAGGGCAGCUUCGACAAUGUGGUUGGCCUCCCAUUAAGGACGACAUUGAAGUUGAUCGAGAAGGUCAUGCAGCAGGCAGAGGAUGAGGAUAUCUUGGAGGGUGAAGGCGAGGAUUUGCUCGAAGAUGAGUGA